GGAUUAGAAGCGAUCCACAAGCAUGGCAUCCUCCACAAUGACAUUCGGUAGGAAAACAUCUUAAUUAAUGAUGAUGGUGGCGUCUAUCUGAUUGACUUCGGUAUGGCAAGUCGGGAGGACACAAAAAAGAAGAGAAAGCUUUUCGAGGAGGAACAGCUCAAAUACUCUAACUUGCUAGAUAGAUAUAAUACACAUUUUGUAAAGAAGGAGGGGCGAAUUUCCAAGUCACGUAAAUGUCAGGUGGUUAGUUAGACUGUAGGAUUAGCUAUAGCAUAGACGCCAUGUAUCUCGGGCAAAGUCCUGAACCUUUGUAUUUAUUUUUUUGCAUGUAAUAAUAAAAAAAUUUCUUGGCAA
Messenger RNA from Rhizophagus irregularis DAOM 181602=DAOM 197198, 354 nucleotides. RefSeq lists its product as uncharacterized. The record is from RefSeq and is a predicted model, not a curated record. Gene Ontology annotation, molecular function: ATP binding; protein kinase activity. Gene Ontology annotation, biological process: protein phosphorylation. Lineage: Eukaryota; Fungi; Glomeromycota; Glomeromycetes; Glomerales; Glomeraceae.